AUUUGCGACAUUAAAACGUUUGAAAUAACAUAUCAGUCACAUGGCACAAAUACAUGGGCACUGGAAAGUUCACCAUCAGUGAAUAAAUGUGUCCGCAUAAGACUAGUCCAAAGAAAUUCAUUCAAUAAAUACUGUACAACGGAAAUAUAGAUAUACAAACUAAAGCAAUACUUUAACUUAGAGAUGCAACAUCUGGAAUCUACAUUUAAUAUGGAAAACAUUAUAGGCCAUGGGACAUGUAGCAUGGCAAGUAGUGUUGAUGGUGUGAUAAGUAAUGACGAUGAUGUGAAACAUGAUGCUGAUCGUGUAAUGAAUAAUGCCGAUGGUGUAAUACAUGAUGCUGAUUGUGUGAUAAAUAACGCUGAUGGUGUGAUAAACAAUGCUGAUGAUGUGAUAAAUAAUGCUGAUGGUGGAAAGAUUAUUACAAGAGAUAUCAAGAAACUAGCAAAUGGUCAUAAAAAAGAACAUACUUGCGAUGUAUGCUAUAGAGCAUUCAAAUGGAAGUCUGUACUGGUGCAACAUUAUAAAAUCCAUACUGGAGAAAAGAACUUCAAAUGUGAUAUUUGUCUUAAAACAUUUAUGCAAAAGUCACAUCUUCAAUUUCAUCAUAAAACACAUACAGGGGAAAAUUACUCCAAGUGUGAUAUUUGUUCUAAACAAUUUACACGAAAAUAUUAUCUCACUAAACACACUCUAAUUCAUACUGGAGUAAAGAAAUUCAAAUGUGAUGUUUGCCUUAAAACAUUUAUAGAUAGGUCUAGUCUUAACAGACAUUGUAAAAUUCAUACUGGGGAAAGGAACUUCAAAUGUGAUGUUUGUUCUAAAACAUAUAUGUCCAAAUCACAUCUUCGCCGUCACUUUGGCAUUCAUACUGGUGAAAAGAAUUUCAGAUGUGAUGUAUGUUCUAAAACAUUUGCACAAAAUGAUGAUCUUACUCAACACAUUAAAAUUCAUACUGGAGAAAAGAACUACAAAUGUGAUGUUUGUUCGAAGCCAUUUAUUAGAAAGGCUACUCUUAACAGGCAUUAUAGAAUUCAUACCGGGGAAAAGAACUUCAAAUGUGAUGUUUGUUCUAAAACUUUUAGAGAAAAGUUUUCUCUUACCUUGCAUUAUAGAAUUCAUACCGGAGAAAAGAACUUCAAAUGUGAUGUUUGUUCUAGACUGUUUUCACGAAAGUCUAGUCUGAACAGACAUUAUAGAAUUCAUACUGGAGGAAAAAACUUCAAAUGUGAUGUUUGACUCUUCCAAAUUUUUUCAUCUAAACUUACAUCAUAAAAUUCAUACUUGAGAAAAGUUCUUCAAAUGUGAUGUCUGUUCUUAGACAUUUACGCGAAAUUACAAUCUAAACAGGCAUUAUAGAAUUCAUACUGGAGAAACAAAAGUCUGUGAACCUCUAUAAACCUUUUACUAUAACUAUUAUUUUUCAAUAUACACUUUUAAUAGGGCUGUUUAGAAAUUGGAUGGAAAUUGUGCUGCUGUCAAAUGACCUACCUGUCUGUAUUUUAGUUUCUUCAAUGAAGUGUUGCCAUUGUGAAAAUUACUAGAUUCAAUGCUUUGUUUGUACUAUAUGUCACUAAUGGAUUAUAUGCCAAUAGGCUUGAAUUAAAGAUUUAAGCCAUGGACUCAGUGCAUUGUUGACUUAUUAUCAUUCCUCAAAAGUUUUGUUUCAAUUAUAUAUAUUCUUUAGAUUAAACAUGGACUUAUUAUUGGUUUGUUCAUACUGCGUGUAAAUCUGUUGUACGUUUAAAAGUUCUUUAAAAUUCAUCAAUACUAAUUCGACAAUGAAAACAUAAUUACAUUGACGGUCAUAUGUUUUAGACUAUUAUUACUUUCAUAAUCAUAAGGUGGAUUGUAGGAAGGUAAAACCCAUGAAAUAACUACAGUGAACUAUAUUUGGUUAUGGGAUAUGUUGCUGAAUAUUAAAUUGUGUAAAUAAAGUAUAUUCGGCCGGAAACAGUGUC
This is a messenger RNA of Owenia fusiformis, 1961 nucleotides long. The record is from the annotation of a GenBank genome assembly. NCBI's taxonomy places the organism in Eukaryota, Metazoa, Annelida, Polychaeta, Sabellida, Oweniidae.